GUUAACACCAUUAACUCAAUUAACUCACUGCCCAUUCAAAUCACCUCCCACUCCCCCCGAGGACUCGAUGUUUACAGAAUUGUUGUCACUCGCUUUUUGCCCAUCACCCUUUUGCCAUGCUCUUCGAUGCAGAACAAGAGAGCACUUACGGCGCCAAAAUCGACUUUUUUUCCUCCUCAUCGGGCAGCGCUUUUUCCACCCAGCAUACACAACCCAUUUGCCAUAUAUAAAGUCCAUCCGGACACGGCGGACACUUCUAGUGCGUCAAUCAAUCAGCUCACACACUAGGAGAUAGUGAGCUAAAAAGACAUUCGCGUGUGUGACUUUGAACCAAAUCCUUGUUCUACUUUCACUCUGCAGGACUUUCACUGAUUGUUGUGAGUGCACAAUGGCCAACCGUGCGGGAUGUGUGGUUGCUUUUCUUGUGAUUUUCCUGAAUUUCUGUGUGUGUGAACCAUUUGAAUUUCCCAGCGAUAAUCAGGAUCCAGGUCAAAAUCCUGGUGGGCCUAUUGAUCUCGGUCGCAGUGGCAAUGACUUGGAUCCUGUGAAUUUUGAAGCGAGGCAAGGACCUUUCCCAGGACCACUUCCUACAAUUGGUCCAACUUUCCCUCCUGGUGGAAAUCUUCCACCUGGCGGAGGUCUUCCACCUGGUGGAAAUCUACCACCCGGCGGCAAUCUACCCCCCGGCGGCAAUCUACCUCCUGGUGGAAAUCUACCUCCUGGAGGAGGUGGACAGCAACCUUUCCCCACUCUUCCUCCCACAUUCCCCCAAACACAAUUCCCUGGUUUCCCUCAGACUCCAUUCACGAAUUUCCCUCAAACGCUUUUCCCUCAGACGCAGUUCCCACAAACUUUUCCCACAUUGCCUCCGGGCAAUUUCCCUGGAAAUCCCUUUCCACCCCCGGGAGGGAGGACCUGUGUUUGUGUCCCCACGGGGCAGUGUCGUACCACUGGAAGCGUGGACGGGACAGGAGUAAUUGAUAUUAGAAUUGUGACAAAUACUGGCGGCGGUGGUGGUGGUGGAGGAGGAGGAGGAGGAUCCCUGCCCAAUGGAGGAUCAGAUAUUGUUACAAAUAUCGUUUCGCCAACAAACUGUGGGCCAGGGCUUCAGCUCUGUUGCGACAAUGGCCCAUAUCAGUGUGGUAUUCGAUAUCCUCCAGUUGCUGGAAGUCCUCCUGUGGGUCCAGGACAGGCUCCCUACGGUGCCUACCCGUGGCAGGCCGUACUUCUCUCCCCUGGGAAUGUCUAUGCUGGCUCGGGGGUGCUCAUUGACAAUCGGCACAUCCUCACAGCUGCCCACAGGGUUGUUAACUUUUCGACUCCAGCAUUGAUUCUCGUGAGACUUGGGGAAUGGGAUGCUGCAUCCACGAGUGAACCUUUCCCGGUGCAAGAGUUCAGUGUGGCGCAGAUGUUCGUCCAUCCGGCCUUUUCACCGAGAAAUCUGCAGAAUGACGUAGCUAUUCUACGUCUAUCGACUCCUGUGAAUUUGGGAUCGUCACCAGCAAUCACAACAGGAUGCCUGACAAAUACGCAAUUUGAUGGGCAACGUUGUUGGGUUUCCGGAUGGGGACGCAAUGAUUUCAUCGGUGGGCAGUAUCAGGCAAUUCAGAAGCAGGUGGACGUACCCGUGGUGCCCAAUGCUCAGUGCCAGACAAUGCUUCGCACCACACGACUGGGGCCCAACUUCAUUCUAGACGGCACGAGCUUCACGUGUGCCGGUGGAGAGCCCGGGAAGGACGCCUGCACAGGCGAUGGGGGUUCCCCUUUGAUGUGCGAAAGGAAUGGAAGAUGGUUUAUUGCGGGACUCGUCGCUUGGGGUAUAGGAUGUGCAACAGGAGGAGUCCCUGGCGUCUAUGUGGACGUAAUGAACUACAUUCCGUGGAUUCAAUCAAUUGUGAGGACUUAAUUUAUCAGGGUUUGCGUUGGAAAUGAGGUAUGACUUUUCGGAGAUUUUUGUCUCCUUCCUCAGGUGUGAGAUUUGAGAGAGGAGACAAUCAUAAAAGGAGUAAAAGGAUGAACAAGACAGAAAAAUUAAAAAAAAAAUGUAAUUUAUGAAAUUAAGAGAUCAAUGUAGAAUUUAUUGCAAAAAAUGUUUAAAAAAGACAUAAAAAUAAAUUAUUUUAGUUUUUAUCAAAA
Molecule: messenger RNA, 2136 nt
Organism: Lutzomyia longipalpis
Lineage: Eukaryota; Metazoa; Arthropoda; Insecta; Diptera; Psychodidae
Product: serine protease 7-like
Exons: 4
Coding region: 389-1906 (505 amino acids)
Biological process (GO): proteolysis
Molecular function (GO): serine-type endopeptidase activity
Source: RefSeq, a predicted model, not a curated record